This is a messenger RNA of Paramormyrops kingsleyae, 2292 nucleotides long. RefSeq names its product HIV-1 Tat specific factor 1 (gene htatsf1). Gene Ontology annotation, cellular component: U2-type spliceosomal complex; U2 snRNP. Lineage: Eukaryota; Metazoa; Chordata; Actinopteri; Osteoglossiformes; Mormyridae. The record is from RefSeq and is a predicted model, not a curated record. Gene Ontology annotation, molecular function: RNA binding. Gene Ontology annotation, biological process: mRNA splicing, via spliceosome.
AUAAAUAUUCAGCAUUCUGGACAAGCAUAUUAUUAGAAAAAAACUGCACAUAAUAAUUCAUGUUAUAAUUGCGAGAGUUUAAAUGAUCGAUAUUUUACGGCAAACUAACCCGAGGGACUGAACGAGUGCUGGCAUUAGCGGGUUGUUUUAGCCCUUAACUACUUAAAUUUAACUAAACCCGUGUAGCACUAAUUAGCUAUACUGUUCUUUAUUCACGGCGAAUGUAGUUCUGAAUGGAUCAUAACCGCUUGCAUGAAAAGAGUUGCAGAUUGUAGUACUUUAAAGUACACCACGUGUAGUUUUCCUUCAGACUUGGUUUCUGAAUCAAAAUAGAUGAGUGGCAAUUCCGAUGGAAAUAAGGACUUUCAUGAGCAGCUCCGGAUGCAGGAGCUGUACGGGCAGAAGCCUAAGGAAGGGGAUGACCCCUACACGUUUGUGGACCCAGAAGAUGGCACUGUGUAUGACUGGGAUCAUGACAAGAAGGCGUGGUUUCCAAAAAUAACAGAAGACUUCAUGGCAGCUUAUCAGGCCAACUACGGAUUUUCUGAGGAAGGAACUCAGACGUCAGCUGCGGGGGAUGCACCGGGCCAGGCCCCUAAAGCCGCUUCAGGGGAAACUCCUGGCCAAGCCGCAAAAGCCACUACAGGGGAGAUACCCGUCCAGGCCUCGAACGUGACUGCAGAGCAGACGCCUGCAGAGGGAGCGAGAGAGUCUGCUCAAGGCUCAGAUGCUGCACAGCCCAAGGAGAGCAAGCCGAAGGGAGAGAAGCGGAAGGCAGAUCCAGGCUGGUUUAACUUGGAAGAAGAUAAGAACACUAACGUAUAUGUGUCUGGCCUGCCCCCGGACAUCACCCCUGAGGAGUUUGCAGAGAUCAUGUCAAAGUGUGGCAUCGUGAUGCGAGACCCCAUUACUGAGCAGUACAAAGUCAAGCUGUACAAGGACAACGAGGGCAACCUUAAGGGCGACGGACUGUGCUGCUACCUCAAGAGGGAGUCUGUGGGACUCGCCUUGCGGCUCCUGGACGAGUCCGAGGUGAGAGGCUACCAGCUCCAUGUGGAGGUGGCGCACUUUGAGCUCAAGGGCCAGUACGACGCCAGCAAGAAGAAGAAGAGGAACAAGGACUAUCGCAAGAAGCUUCAGCAGCAGCAGAAGCAGCUGGACUGGAGGCCGGAGAAGGCCGGGGAGGCCCGGAAGCGGCACGAGCGCGUGCUGAUCAUCAGGAACAUGUUCCACCCCAGCGAGUUCGAGGAGGACCCUCUGGUCCUGAAUGAAAUCCGGGACGACCUGCGGACAGAGUGCGAGAAGUUUGGCCAGGUGAAGAAGGUCAUCAUCUUCGACAGACAUCCAGAUGGAGUCGCGUCUGUUGCCUUUAAAGAGCCAGAAGAUGCUGAUGUGUGUCAGAUGGCCCUGGAAGGCCGCUGGUUUGGGGGGAAGAAACUGUCAGCCCAGCUGUGGGACGGCACCACUGACUACCAGGUAGAGGAGACAACCCGCGAGCGAGAGGAGCGACUGAAAGGCUGGGGCACCUUCCUGGAGGGAAAAGGAAAAGAAGAGAAUGGAGGGAAUGAGGUGAAAGACGGAAGCAACGGAGACAGAACCGGGGAGCAUACGGUGCCCAGUGAAGCCGGGCCGGGGGAGGCGCCUGAGGCCGGGCAGGGACCCGAAGAGGCCCCAGACAGCAGCACGUGUGCGGCGGGGCCCGCGGAGGUGCACUCCACCGACAGCAGCAUGGCCGGCAGCGACGAGGACGACACGUAGGCGGCCGGUGGGCGGGCGGGCGAGCAGGCAGCCGACCCUGCAAGACAGCGCCCUGGGGCUCCACCCCCCGGCUCGGCGCCCUGCUGGCUUACAGUGAACACCCCUAGGACUGUUCUAGAGGAGUCCGCCAGCGCUAAAGGGGCCUCCUGGAAAAACAAGCAGUAAAUCACAGACACAGACCUCCCUGCCUCAGCUCCUGAAAUUCUGGUUUAACCCCAGCUGUCAAAUUCCUUCCUCCUUAAUGGAAGACAUUGGUGUAAUUUCAGGUUUUUUCCUGUGCAUUUAGCUAUCAGGGGCUGGUCGAUGCUUAAAUGCAGUUCAUGAAAUGUAUUUUUUUUUUUUGUAACGUUGAGACGGAAACACAGGUGGUCACCCAGUAAAAAGAUUUGCCAUUAGAGAGAAUAUAAUCAGAUGUAACUCAAGCACAUAUUUCUGUCUGCUGUAUUGUGAUGGUUUGAUUAUUUAAUUGAGGCUCUAUGGCUAAUGCUACAUUUUAAAGCUCAUGAUACUGUCAAUAAACAGCCUUCUUCCAAA